GUGGCUUGUAAAAUAGGAAGCAGGAAAGCCUGAGUGCUUAGGCUUUAACUGAAUCAAGACUGUCUCUCAGCAGUGAGGGACAGUGUAUUAAUCCGUUAGAAGCACAGACUGCACUCUUCAGUGUCACUGUGGUUUGUGUUGUCAUUGUUAUUAUUAUUUUUUUCAUGUAAGCAGGGCAAAAAGAGAAACCAGGCAGACUAUAGCAAAGCUCUCCUUAUUGGCAAGAGUCAAGAGAACGCUAACAGAGCAUUGAGAAAGUCCGUUCUCCUUUUUCCGCAAACUGCAGGUCAAAUGAGAUUCACAUAAAACAAAGGAAAUCAACUACCUUAGAGCAUGGACACCAGUAAGAAGACAGAGCCCCCUUUAUCUGUAGAAAUGGUGCAACAAAGAGCCAAUCCUGAUCGCAGUCCUUCAGCGUCGAUUUAUGUUCCAGAGCAAGGUGGCUACAAAGAGAAAUUUGUAAAUGCUGUGGAGGAUAAGUAUAAAUGUGAAAAAUGUCACCUCAUCUUAUGCAAUCCAAAGCAGACUGAAUGUGGGCACAGAUUCUGUGAGACCUGCAUGAAUGCUUUGUUAAGUUCUUCUAGUCCAAAAUGUACAGCGUGUCAAGAAAGCAUAGUAAAAGAUAAGGUAUUUAAAGAUAAUUGUUGCAGGAGAGAACUACUUGCCCUUCAAAUAUACUGCAGAAAUGAAAGCAAGGGCUGUAAGGAACAGCUAUCUUUGGGUCAAUUACUGAUGCAUUUGAAAACUGAUUGUCAGUUUGAAGAACUCUCGUGUCCUCGUGCUGAUUGCAAAGAAAAAAUACUGAGAAAAGAUUUGCCAGACCAUGUAGAGAAGACCUGUAAAUACCGGGAGACAACUUGUAAAUACUGUAAAAGCCAAGUUCCAAUGAUUAUGUUGCAGAAACAUGAAGAUACAGACUGCCCGUGUGUCAUGGUUUCAUGUCCUCAUAAAUGUAGUGUUAAAACACUCAUGAGGAGCGAGUUGAAUGCACAUUUGUCAGAAUGUAUUAAUGCCCCAAGUACCUGUAGUUUUAAGCGUUAUGGCUGCACUUUUCAGGGAACAAACCAACAAAUUAAAGCACAUGAAGCCAGCUCAGCAGUGCAGCAUGUUAACUUAUUGAAAGAGUGGAGCAAUGCUCUAGAAAAUAAGGUGGCCUUGCUCCAGAAUGAAAGUUUGGAAAAGAACAAGAGUAUACAAACUUUACAUAAUCAGAUUUGUAGCUUUGAAAUAGAAAUUGAAAGACAGAAGGAAAUGCUGCGGAAUAAUGAAUCUAAAAUACUUCACUUACAGCGAGUGAUAGACAGUCAAGCAGAAAAACUCAAAGAACUGGACAAAGAAAUCCGUCCCUUCCGACAGAACUGGGAGGAAGCUGACAGCAUGAAGAGCAGUGUAGAAUCCCUCCAAAACAGAGUGACUGAGCUGGAAAGUGUUGAUAAAACUGCAGGGCAAGGAGCUCGAAAUACAAGCCUGCUAGAGACACAGCUGAGCAGACAUGAUCAGAUGCUGAGUGUUCAUGAUAUCCGUUUGGCUGACAUGGAUCUCCGAUUCCAAGUUUUGGAAACUGCCAGUUACAAUGGAGUAUUAAUUUGGAAAAUUCGAGAUUAUAAACGUCGGAAGCAAGAGGCAGUCAUGGGGAAGACCCUGUCCUUGUACAGCCAACCCUUUUAUACUGGAUACUUUGGCUACAAGAUGUGUGCCAGAGUUUACCUUAACGGAGAUGGCAUGGGAAAGGGGACGCACCUAUCACUGUUUUUUGUCAUAAUGCGUGGAGAAUAUGAUGCGUUGCUUCCUUGGCCGUUUAAACAGAAAGUGACUCUCAUGCUGAUGGAUCAGGGACCGUCUCGACGCCACUUAGGAGAUGCUUUCAAGCCAGAUCCAAACAGCAGCAGUUUCAAGAAGCCAACUGGAGAAAUGAACAUUGCAUCUGGCUGCCCAGUCUUUGUGGCUCAAACUGUUCUAGAGAAUGGAACGUAUAUUAAAGAUGAUACUAUUUUUAUUAAAGUCAUAGUGGAUACGUCGGAUCUACCAGACCCCUGACAUACAAUAGGGGAGGCAGAUUAAACAGAAGACAACUCCGUUUGGGGUUUUUUUAUCAGUUUGUCUUCAAUCAGAGGUCCUAAAGCUCACAGAACCACCUUGUGGAACAGAUGGAAGAGUUUGAAGGCAUAACUGCAUAGGGUCCAAUUGCGAAAGUAGCAACACAUUAAGAAAUCAUACCAUGAUAUAUUUUUUAAUAGAACUAGCAACACUUAAGUUCUGAAGAAUCACUUAUCCCUCAUGAGGAUAAUGAUUAUGGUCAGAGAGGAUUUUUUUUUAACUUAUUAAUGAUCUAGUCAAUUGGAGGUGAAAAGACAUAUACAGUAUGUGCUGAUUAAAUUACUGACUUUUAUUUUAUUAAGCUAGAAUACAAAAACAAAAAACUUCACACGUGGGCUAGCUGGAAAUUGUCAGCAUGUUAAAAGAAGAAAUGAAGUAAUGUUGCAGUUAUGAUAUUAUUUGAAAAACUGAGGUGCAAUCUUGUCUGAAAUAUAGUAUAUUGUCUUUUUAA
Messenger RNA from Melopsittacus undulatus (budgerigar), 2548 nucleotides. It is a transcript of the gene TRAF3, whose product is annotated as TNF receptor associated factor 3. Gene Ontology annotation, molecular function: zinc ion binding; tumor necrosis factor receptor binding. The record is from RefSeq and is a predicted model, not a curated record. The coding region runs from base 334 to 2037 and encodes 567 amino acids. The transcript is spliced from 13 exons. Lineage: Eukaryota; Metazoa; Chordata; Aves; Psittaciformes; Psittaculidae. Gene Ontology annotation, biological process: tumor necrosis factor-mediated signaling pathway; innate immune response; regulation of apoptotic process.